Messenger RNA from Schistocerca piceifrons (Central American locust), 1837 nucleotides. Its product is annotated as broad-complex core protein isoforms 1/2/3/4/5-like. Gene Ontology annotation, cellular component: nucleus. Gene Ontology annotation, biological process: regulation of transcription by RNA polymerase II. NCBI's taxonomy places the organism in Eukaryota, Metazoa, Arthropoda, Insecta, Orthoptera, Acrididae. Gene Ontology annotation, molecular function: protein binding. The record is from RefSeq and is a predicted model, not a curated record. The transcript is spliced from 7 exons. The coding region runs from base 245 to 1576 and encodes 443 amino acids.
CUAGGUUUGAACAAGUUUGUGUGACAGGUUGCCAACUUUGUUCCACAUAAUUAACAGAUUUUCACGAAAAAAACUUUUUACGAAUAGCAGGUGUUGGAAGCUACAGCAAAAUUUCAUUAAGGCAGGUGUAGCACCCAAUGUAUAGACAGCACAGUGUGGUGUCCUGCAAAAGAGAAGACAGAAGAACAAUACAAAAAUUAAGAAGUCAUCCAGCCUGGAUGAGUUACCAGCCUCUAUUCUGAAGAUGGGCAGUAGUCAGCAGUACUCACUCAGAUGGAAUAAUUACCCAACCCAUGUAACAGGAGGUUUUAGUACAUUGAGGAAUGAUGAAGAGUUAGUGGACGUGACACUGAGCUGUGAAGGAAAGCGCAUUCGGGCUCACAAAAUGCUUCUUUCAGUGUGCAGUACUUACUUCAGAGAGCUUUUCAAAGAAAAUCCUUGCCAGCAUCCAGUAAUAAUUUUCCGUAAUGUCAAGUUUGAAGACCUGGUGGCUCUGUUAGACUUCAUAUAUCUUGGUGAGGUGAAUGUGAUGCAGGAACAGCUCACAUCCUUCCUCACAACAGCAGAACUGUUGGCAGUGCAAGGUCUGUCAGAUGAUACAGUUAAAGACAAAUCAGCAGCCAUGGCUGAUAGUCUCCCGCUAGAGAGAGAGCAAAUAGAUCUCACUGACUCUCCACCACCAGUGCACAAAACUGUUGCUCUGAAGAACAGUGGAUGUUCCGGGUUAUCACACAACAGGAGAGAAAUAUCUUCUCCUCGGCAACAUUCUCCAAUACCAGGUUACUGUGCAACCACAUCUGUCACAGAGUGCCACCAGGAGGCUUUGCCAAACAAGCGACGUCGGCGGUCGUCUCCUCCAAAACUGGCUGCCAUUUUUGGACUGAGUGGGAAGAGUGAUGAGAACAGACGAGAAUGCCCUAUAGUACCUACAGUCGCCAGAAUAUCAGCUAAGGCACCAGCACGAGAACCUGUGGUAACCGCACCCAGCAUACCAGAACCUCAUGUCAAAAUGGAGGAUCCAGACUAUAUAGAUGAUUCUCGAACUUCUGCCAACCGGGGCCAGUUAUCAGGUGGGGCAGUUCUGGAAAGUGAUACGUGUUCAAACUUGGAACAGUUUGUAGUUGCUAAAACUGAAGGAGAUUCAUCACUUGCUGUGAAUGUGGACCCUCCCGAUGCUCUAGAUGUGUAUGGCAGUAGCUCACAGGAUGUGGACGCCACAUCAGACAGCUUACCUACAGGAGAACUUCCUCAUAUUCUUGUGAAAGCUGGUCCAUCUGAGGAGAAACAAAAUGAAGAUAUGCGACGGCGCCAGACCUUGUGGACAGGAUCCCUCUGGCAGAGCCUUGGAUGUGGGUCAGAGCAGUCUGUGGUGCAUCACUUGACAAGGUCUUCUAUUCAUGGUAAAAUCUGCCUCCAGUGUAAAGUGAAGCAGCGAACAACAGCAAGGGGAUCAUUCAAACAGACUCGCUUCUUGUGUGCCGAGUGCAAUGUGCGAUUGUGUAGAGAACCAUGUUUUGAUGAGUAUCACAUAGAGGCGGGCAUACCCACAGCUCCGUAUUCCAGAAAUUACAGCUAAUGAGAUGAGCAGGCAUGUAGCAAUGUCUGAAGAUUUAACCAAGAAGUCUUUCCAGCAUUUGGCACUAAAGUACUUAUGAGAUUCCUGUUACCUUACUAUUUUCAGUCCAGCGAAACGGAAAAGAUGGUCAUGUUUGACUACACUAGUAAAAUUUAUGUUUUAUUUUAACAGUCUAUGACUGGAAUUGUUACAGGAGAUGACUUUUGUAUGCUUGUGGUUGUACAUAAUGUGAUUGAAAAAUUAUAGUAUUUCUUAAUUCUA